Daphnia carinata is the source of this 1554-nucleotide messenger RNA. RefSeq names its product protein MEMO1-like. The record is from RefSeq and is a predicted model, not a curated record. NCBI's taxonomy places the organism in Eukaryota, Metazoa, Arthropoda, Branchiopoda, Diplostraca, Daphniidae. The coding region runs from base 160 to 1044 and encodes 294 amino acids. The transcript has 8 exons.
AGGGUUUCUGCUUGCUGAGUGCUUUCAGCUUUGUGUUCACUGCUAUUGCUAGACAUAGCAGGACGUAGGACCAAGAGGAAACUUAUCUAAGGCGGAAUUAAACCUGUGGUACUGUGUUAGGUCAGUUUCUUGCCUAGUAAAGAUAUUGUAAAUUCUAAAAUGUCCGUACGUAAAGCUUCUCAUGCAGGUAGCUGGUAUUCCGAUUCAGCUAAGGAACUUGGUCGUCAGCUUGAUGGGUGGCUAGAAGCUGCCAAUUUUUCACAUGGACCUGCAAGAGCUAUAAUUGCUCCGCAUGCUGGCUAUCGUUAUUGUGGGUCAUGUGCAGGUUUUGCGUACAAACAAAUUGAUCCUACGAACGUGAAACGUGUCUUUAUUCUAGGGCCAUCUCAUCAUGUUCGACUGUCUGGCUGUGCCCUAUCUACAGUAGCAAAAUAUCGCACACCUUUUUGUGAUCUCAAUCUAGAUACUCAGGUGUACAAAGAACUGCAGAGUACAGGUUGUUUUGAGUGGAUGAACUUGGAAACAGAUGAAGAUGAGCACAGCAUUGAAAUGCAUUUGCCUUACAUUGCCAAAGUGUUUGAAAAUCACAGAGAUAUUUCCAUAGUCCCGAUUUUGGUUGGAUCGCUGUCACCGGAACGUGAAACUCACUACGGAAGACUUCUUUCCAGAUAUCUCGUUGAUCCCAGCAAUUGCUUCAUUAUUUCUUCAGACUUCUGCCAUUGGGGCCAGCGGUUCCGUUAUACGCACUAUGAUAAAUCUUGCGGCGAAAUUUAUCAGUCCAUUCAGAGACUUGACCAACAAGGUAUGUCCAUUAUUGAAAUGUUGGAUACCACUGGAUUCACCGAAUACUUGAAAAAAUACGGAAACACGAUUUGUGGCCGACAUCCAAUCGGAGUGCUGCUAAACAUGGUGGACCAUAUUCGUGAAACUUCGAACGGUUUGACGGCUUCCCUCAAAUUUGUGGAUUACGCUCAGUCGAGUCAAUGCCGGUCAUUUAGCGAUUCAUCGGUCAGUUAUGCAUCUGCUGCGCUACUCUUAGAAUGAAUCAAAAUGGAGAGCAUUCUAUGUUAAAUUAAAGAACAAGAUGAAAAAUCCGUUAGCGGGUUCUCAUAAACCAAGGAAGAAUAUAUGAUAUGACUGAUCAUUUGGCUGAAUUCAAGAACGAACGACAAUUUUACUUUAAUCUCUUUUGUUCACAGGUCUUGGUCAAAACUGUAAUCAACCAGUAUCUGCUCCUAACUAUUAGUUGAAACGCUAAAUCAGUCCAUUUACCUGCGAAUGAAUAUGACACAAAAUUAAAAUUGCACGUAACUUUCGACUUUUUUUAAAGAUAAAAAUGAUCGGCAUUUGGAGCAUUGGUGAACAUUUUAUUUACGUCUUCAGCUAGCUAAUUUUAAUUUUCUAAGUAUACUUUUUUGAAAUAGCUUGAUGCAUAUAACUGAAGAUGUAUAUGCAGGUGGUUCAGUUUUUCGUUUGUCUGCGUAAUAGUUGCUGGUUAUUUUACUAUGCAAUUACAUUGUGUACUUCCAAGGUAAUAAAUAUACCUGUAGCGGA